AUGCUGUUUAGCAGCUCUGACCUGACGAGCAUUGGUGGGGUGUUUGUUGUGUCGGCGGCGGUGCUGGGGCUCAUCGUAGCCGGCACGCUACUUGGCUGGUCCGGCGCAAAUCCGCUUGUGACGGCCCCCCGAAGUCUUCCACGUGAUGCUGCUGCCGCACCUUCAACGUCACUCGCCGAGUACCACCGCUACCUCGUUUGUAGUCUUCGCACGGCCGGCGGGCUCAUCAUUACCGACUUUUCCCUUCUCACCCAACUUGUCAAUGCGUACCCCAGCGACGCCUUUUGGGUUGACUUUAAGAACUGGUUUAACACCACCGGCUUUGCGUACCACGGCAUCGCUCUGGAGUUUUCCACUGCGUAG
Trypanosoma rangeli is the source of this 363-nucleotide messenger RNA. RefSeq lists its product as uncharacterized. Lineage: Eukaryota; Euglenozoa; Kinetoplastea; Trypanosomatida; Trypanosomatidae. The transcript has a single exon. Bases 1 to 363 code for a protein of 120 amino acids. The record is from RefSeq and is a predicted model, not a curated record.